This is a messenger RNA of Ylistrum balloti, 943 nucleotides long. RefSeq lists its product as uncharacterized. Bases 10 to 852 code for a protein of 280 amino acids. Gene Ontology annotation, molecular function: tumor necrosis factor receptor binding. Gene Ontology annotation, cellular component: membrane. The transcript is spliced from 3 exons. Gene Ontology annotation, biological process: immune response. Lineage: Eukaryota; Metazoa; Mollusca; Bivalvia; Pectinida; Pectinidae. The record is from RefSeq and is a predicted model, not a curated record.
AAAUAUAGAAUGAGUACCACAAAUGUGUGCUACGACCGACUGAAAUGUCUGUUUUGGACGAGUUUUGUGAUCAACUUUAUAUUAGUAGCUGCCUUACUGAUCCUCUUUAUCAUUCAUCAACAACUACAAAACGGUAGUGUCACUGAGAAUGUAACCUCAACAUUAACAACAGGUGCCCUGCGGGACAGCACUGGUGAACUCUGUCUCCCCUGUGACUAUCAAGGACAAACCCUUGACAACACUUUGUAUGAAACUAUAUUGAAGACAGAAAAUAACGAUACUGUUUGCUGUCUGGCACGCGACGAAGACCUCCAAAAUCUUAUUCUUGAGGUGACCAAUAAAGGAAACCUAAGGUGGUGGACAGAAAGAAAUUACGCUGCACACCUGUACCGCAAUGACCUCUACUUCGGUGAAGGCGUAUCAUGGACACAAGAAGGCAAGAAAACGUCAUUGUUACGAAAUCUAACCUUAACUGAUGAAGGAAGGCAGCUUGCUGUUCCCACAAUGCCAGGCGCAGGAACUUACUUUGUUUAUGCGCUGUACACGUUUGACUUUAGCAAGGCAUCGCCCAACAGACCUGAUCCCAUUGGAGUCCAUAGUAUCUUCAAACACCGAUCGGGGUUCAUCAAUGGUAAAAGGCAGCGGUUGUGGACAGCAAAGACUGGGGGCGCAAACACAGCGAAGAGGCAGACGAGUUUCUUGUGUGGUAUUGUUAACAUGAACAUGCGUGAUACAUUAGAAUCCGAGGCGUUUUCGUAUAUAGCAGGGGAAAAACAACUGACGUUAAAUUACAUUGACAGAUCGCCAUAUUCCAACUAUUUUGGAAUGUUCAAACUCAUCGAGUUUGCCUGACUAAUUGUGUGUCAUGAAAACAAAUGUUUAGCAGAACUAUUAUUAUUUUUUUGUGAAAUGUAUAUUAACAUAAAUGUAUGUUUUUUUGUAU